Phytophthora nicotianae INRA-310 is the source of this 771-nucleotide messenger RNA. RefSeq lists its product as hypothetical. The transcript is spliced from 3 exons. Bases 41 to 514 code for a protein of 157 amino acids. NCBI's taxonomy places the organism in Eukaryota, Oomycota, Peronosporomycetes, Peronosporales, Peronosporaceae. The record is from RefSeq and is a predicted model, not a curated record.
AAUUGAUAUUGUCUUGCAACAUUUUGAAUUUACCACAAUAAUGAACGCUCUGCUCGGCGAACUGCGAAUGGUCAAGGUGCUGCAUCAGCAGUCUGGCGUGUGUCUGUUCACGCACCAGUGGAAAUGGAACCCGCACGCGCACGCGGAGGGCGUUGACGCGCUCGUCAUGUCCUUCACGCAGUUCGCGCGUGAGAUCGACGGAGGAGAGGUUGUGCAGGUGCACUUUGACCCGAGCAAAACUGAUAAGAAGGACCGAUCUGGCAGCAGCCCAAUGCCCUCUUCUUCCGGUGGCCUCGUGAUGAUCUCGCUCCAGAAUGAGAUCGUCCAGGCAGUUUUAUUCCAUGAUCGGACAACGGAUACAGCGUGCAUCGCUCUAAAGGCAUUUCUACAGCGAAUUCUUGAGCGAUUUUCAGAGGUUUUUGAGCACGAACUAGAGCUAUUGCAGCCGCAAUUACAAACCAGCGCAACACCUACCGCCGAAGAGGUUUGUCAAUUGCCUAAACUUUCAUACUGAUGAAACGUUUCGAAUUAUGAUCUGUUCAUUUGCUGAUAUUAUUGCAGCGCGAAGCUGUCGAGGCUCCAUUUCGGAGAUUCGAGAACGAACUUGACAACCCAUUGCUGCUACAACCUAGUGGCGACUAUGGCUUGCAAUGAGAUUGCAAUAUAUCGAGUUUUUUUUUUCAGAAUAUAUUACCUAGCCGUGCUUUCACUGAUUACUAUACUGUAUGCACUAGUCGAUUCCCCCGGGUUUAGAGUAAAUAGAUAUAACGU